UUUGUUGCGGCUUUCGAAAGCAUACCAAAGAAUGUCGGACAACACUACUCUUUGGACAGUGAUUGGUCUCCCUUUAGGGUUGCUGUCACUGAUUGGCUAUUUGUACAGGAGGAGAAAAAAAGUAGAUGUGAAGAACAAAGUUGUUUUAAUAACUGGGGCCUCAUCUGGAUUAGGAGAAGCUUGUGCUGAGGUAUUUUUCAACGCUGGCUGUAAACUAAUUCUGUCUGGCCGAAAUCUUGAAAAGUUGACAGAGGUUAAGGAGAGACUUAUAAAAAAUAAGAAAGCCAAUGCAAACACUCCAGCACUUGUGGUCCUAGAUCUGGAAAACUUUCCCAGCAUCCCUAGUAAAGUAGAUGAGGCAGUUUCUGCCUUUGGUCACAUUGAUAUCCUCAUUAAUAAUGCUGGUAUGAGCUACAGAGGUCAAGUAAUAGACACCAAAUUGGAUGUUGAUAUGAAACUCAUGGCUGUAAAUUUCUUUGGUCAUAUUGAAAUUACUAAAGCUGUUGCACAUCAGAUGAUAAAACAAGGUGAAGGUCAAAUACUGACAGUGAGCAGUUUGCAAGGAAGAUUAGCUAUUCCCCAUAGAUCUGCCUAUACAGCAUCCAAACAUGCAAUCCAAGCCUAUUUUGACAGCUUAAGAGCAGAGUUGUCAGGUUAUAAUAUCAACGUUUGUGUUGUUAGCCCACAUUAUAUCAGCACCAACCUUUCCCUAAAUGCUGUUACAAGCGAUGGAUCAGUAUAUGGCAAAAUGGACAAAACCACCCAGUCAGGAUUAAAACCAGAAUACGUGGCCAACCAAAUCCUGUACUGUAUAACCCACAAACAAUCAGAGCUGACUUUGGCACCUCUUUAUGUUCGCUUGGUUAUUGGGUUACGAGUUCUGGCACCAUGGUUGUACUUUAAAAUUAUGGAACACAGAGCAAAGAAAGAACAAUCUUUAAGUAACAAAAAAGACUAAAUUGCACUGUGGACUAGUCUAGAGGAUCACACAUGACUGAGAAGUGAAACUUUGACGACAGAACUAUAAGUUUCUGAGCAGCAGCUUUUCAAUUAGAAAUAUGUUUGUAAAAUAUCUUGUAUUUUUGUGUGCUCACUAGAUAGUGUUUGCUGUACCAUAUUUUAAUAUCUUUAUACAGUGUCAAAUUGCAUUAAAAUGUACAUUGUU
Messenger RNA from Physella acuta, 1165 nucleotides. Its product is annotated as dehydrogenase/reductase SDR family member 7B. Gene Ontology annotation, molecular function: oxidoreductase activity. NCBI's taxonomy places the organism in Eukaryota, Metazoa, Mollusca, Gastropoda, Physidae. The record is from RefSeq and is a predicted model, not a curated record. Gene Ontology annotation, cellular component: membrane.